UGUCCCUGUCCUUCCUUCGUCUGCGAUCCUGUAAGCUAUCGGAAAGAAAUAAAAAAAUAAAAGAAAAAUUAAGGAAAGCCCAACCCUAAAUCGGCGAGAAGCGAUCCUUUUAAUCUCCUCAAAUUCGUCUGAUUCCGGUCGGGAGGCUUUCGAUUCCUCGGAUUCCUGGCCCUAGGGGAUGCAGAUUCUCUCCUCCUUCGAGAUCUGAAGGCUUGCCAACCCUGGAAAAGGCAUAAAUUUUGAAGUAAGUCAAAUAUGUCUCGGUACCAAGGUGAUGAUGUUGAUGAGAUGGCAGAGGAUUAUGAAAUGGGGGAUGCAGAGGAUGACAUGGAUGAAGAUUUUCAAGGAAGAGUGAUGGGUGAUUCAGAUUCUGAUGAUGAAGAAUAUGGCCAAUCUCAUAGUAAGGUAUUUGACACUUCAUCAGCACAAGCAAGGAAAGGAAGGGAUAUCCAAGGAAUACCGUGGAGUAGCUUAAGCAUCACAAGGGAGAAGUACAGACAAACCAGAUUAGAACAAUACAAGAAUUAUGAGAACAUUCCAAAUUCUGGCGAAUCAUCAGAAAAGUUUUGCAAACCAACUGAGAAAGGGGGCAUGUAUUAUGAGUUUCGACUUAAUACAAGAUCAGUGAAAUCAACUAUCCUCCAUUUUCAGCUGAGAAAUCUGGUCUGGGCUACAUCAAAGCAUGAUGUCUAUCUAAUGUCACACUAUUCUGUGCUCCAUUGGUCAGCGUUAACUUGUGAGAAGUAUGAGGUUAUGAAUGUCUCAGGACAUGUGGCACCAAAUGAGAAACACCCUGGAAGUGUAUUAGAAGGAUUUUCUCAGACUCAAGUUAGCACAUUGGCAGUAAAAGAUAAGUUACUUGUAGCGGGUGGAUUUCAAGGGGAACUUAUUUGUAAAUAUUUAGAUCGAGAAGGAAUAAGCUAUUGUUCCCGGACAACUUAUGAUGACAAUGCAAUCACUAAUGCUGUGGAGAUUUACGACAGUCCCAGUGGCGCUGUUCACUUCAUGGCUUCAAAUAAUGACUGUGGAGUUCGUGACUUUGACAUGGAGAAGUUUCAGCUUUGCAAGCAUUUCCGUUUCCAAUGGCCGGUCAAUCAUACAUCACUUAGUCCUGAUGGGAAGCUUCUUGUUAUUGUGGGUGACAACCCUGACGGACUACUGGUUGAUGCUCAUACCGGAAAGACUAUCCAUGAAUUGCGUGGUCACCUGGACUACUCGUUUGCAUCGGCAUGGAAUCCUGAUGGUCACACAUUUGCCACUGGUAACCAGGAUAAGACCUGUCGGAUUUGGGAUGCAAGGAACCUCUCAAAAUCUGUGGAUGUACUGAGAGGGAACCUUGGAGCCAUAAGAUCAAUCCGCUUCACAUCUGAUGGUCAGUUCAUGGCGAUGGCAGAGCCUGCAGACUUUGUUCACAUCUUUGAUGUUAGAAGUGGGUACAACAAGCGACAGGAGCUGGACUUCUUUGGUGAAAUCUCAGGCAUGUCGUUCAGUCCUGACACCGAGGCUCUUUUUGUUGGUGUGUGGGAUCGCACCUAUGGCAGUCUCCUUCAGUACAGCCGCCUCCGGAACUACUCGUACCUUGACUCACUACUUUGAAUUAAAACUCGUUUCCAUGUUGUAGCUCUUGAGACUCUUUGUUCUGGCGCCCAGGACAGAGUGUUGUACAUGGACAUGGCCAGGGGGACUGAGAGUAAGGGUAAAGGGGAAGUUGGAAAUCUUUCUCAUGUUCAAUCGUGAAUAAAAAAAAACAGACUCCUUUGAAGUGUACAAAGAGAAAAUGUACAUAUGUCUAGAGACUGCAGUUGUGAGGUGAAGAAAAUUUCGAGUUAGCUCUAUGUGCUAGACUUUCAGCUGUCCUUCAGAAGAUUUUCUGAGUGAUUCUGUUGUAAUCUUCAUUCAAUGUUUUUUUAUUUUUUCUGUUCUCUACAAACUUUAGUGAAAUUUCACACCGCUUGUUUCGACUCAUGCAUUGCAGUACAAGAUGAUAUUUCUGGUAA
This is a messenger RNA of Phoenix dactylifera (date palm), 1997 nucleotides long. The record is from RefSeq and is a predicted model, not a curated record. Lineage: Eukaryota; Viridiplantae; Streptophyta; Magnoliopsida; Arecales; Arecaceae.